CGCCAAUUCCGGUCGAAUAAAACGAGCCACCGACUGCCGAUCGUCGUUCAGUCGAUACCGACCAACCGCCGCGGUUAUUAUUUUUUUGGAUCAAUUAUUGCAAUAUAGGAAAACUGCACCGCCGCUUCCGUCCGCAGACAUGGAUACGUCGCUACUAUGGUUAACGGUCUUGGGCUGCGCAGUGUGCACGGUCAGUUCGGAAGUGCUGCCGUCAUCGACGUCCGAAGUUUCCGGUUUCCGGAUGAUGUUCAACGCGUACAGACAGUGUUCGGACCAAUCGGAAAUGGUCGUGUGCCUGAAAAGUCGGGCGCUCAGGAUGCUGGACAGAGCCAUUCACAUGGAAAACAUUCAAAUAACCGACGGCAUAUCUCUGGUGAAAAAGUCUGAAAACAACGGCAGAUCAUUGGAGGUCGACAACAGUGAUGUGGCUGAAAAUGUGAUACCCGAGAAUUCAGCCGAUUUCGGUAAACAAGUGGACUCGAUGUUGUACGAAAAACUGUCCAGGUUCGCCAGGUCGAGAUCGCUUCAGCUGUCCAUGCCACAGAUGUUCGACGAAGGCAGGGACCUCGAUGACGGUGUGUACUUGACUGGCCGCAAGAAGAAAAAGGACAAGGGUGGUCAGGUGUACCUGAUGAUGCUCAAGGGAGGUCUGCUAGCCAUGGCGUACAAGGGUCUGGCGCUGUUGGCCGGCAAGGCGCUGUUGGUGAGCAAGAUCGCGCUCACGCUGGCCAUUCUGGUGGCAUUCAAGAAGCUGUUCAGUGGCGGCGGUGGCCACGGCGGCUCGUCCAAGACCACGUACGAGAUCGUCAAGCAGCCGGUGAUGACGCACUCGCAUCAGUACGCCGCACCCGGCGCCGCCGACACGUUCGGCAGCUACGACAACAGCGGACCCUACGCCCGGAGCAUCGCCCAGCCGGACGUCGUGCCGUACCCGCAGCUGGCCGCGUACAGGGCCCACGUAAGAGGCAUCGGCGGUGGCGGCGGUGGAGGCGGCGGGGGCGGCGGUCCCAUGGUGAUGUCGUCCGCUGCCUCGUCGCCGUCUGCCGUGUCCGGAGGCGUGCAACACGAAUCGGGUCAGAGGGACGAAGCGCUCUGAAGACCGGACCGUAAGCUCGUCGACCGAUCCCAUCGCGGCUGAGACCCUACCACAGCCAUUCCACAUAUUGUCAACUUCAUCACGAGAAAUAAUAUUUUGAUAUUGUUUUUAGCGUAACGCCGUCCCGGGAACCUGUCUAAGACUUCGUAAUUGAAUACCGUUCAUUACACGUUAUUAUCAUUAUUAUUAUUAUAUCAUUAUAAAUUAUUUAUUUAUUUAUUUUAUUAUUGUCUUUUUUACAUUAUAUACAUUAUAGUAUAAUAAACGUAUAUAUUUUUUGUUUUUACAUAAUACUAUUAAUAAUUAUUGCUUUCCGUUCGUAUAUUAUAUUUUAUUAUAUUAUUAAUAACUGAUUGUGCUCAAUGUUGUGUGUCGUACAAUAUUUUUAUAUUUGAUUUAAGAUUAAGAAGAAUAAACAAAUUGAAUACAGAA
Metopolophium dirhodum (rose-grain aphid) is the source of this 1528-nucleotide messenger RNA. RefSeq lists its product as uncharacterized. The record is from RefSeq and is a predicted model, not a curated record. The coding region runs from base 140 to 1096 and encodes 318 amino acids. Lineage: Eukaryota; Metazoa; Arthropoda; Insecta; Hemiptera; Aphididae. The transcript has 4 exons.